This is a messenger RNA of Drosophila mauritiana, 1736 nucleotides long. Its product is annotated as prolyl 4-hydroxylase subunit alpha-2. The record is from RefSeq and is a predicted model, not a curated record. Gene Ontology annotation, cellular component: endoplasmic reticulum. The transcript has 7 exons. Gene Ontology annotation, molecular function: L-ascorbic acid binding; procollagen-proline 4-dioxygenase activity; protein binding. Bases 81 to 1709 code for a protein of 542 amino acids. Gene Ontology annotation, biological process: peptidyl-proline hydroxylation to 4-hydroxy-L-proline. NCBI's taxonomy places the organism in Eukaryota, Metazoa, Arthropoda, Insecta, Diptera, Drosophilidae.
AUAGGUGCAUCAAUAUGAUUAUGACAUGAUUCGGUACAGAACGUUUUAGUUCUCCGGCUUGAUGCACAGUGGGUUUCAAAAUGCUGUUCUCGAGAUUGGUGCUCCUGGGAAUGCUCUUUCUGUCCCUAAGUUUUGGCCAGUUGCGGGAGAACGAUGCUCAACAGCGCUUUUCACGAUCUGUGGUGAAUAUGGAUGAUAUGUUGAACUUAGAGGACGAUCUUGUCACAAAUCUGGAAAAGCUGGCGGAAGCGCUCUCCCGAAAAGCCAAAAUCAUCAAAUGGGGAGUCUUCAAGAUGAUGAAAAGGCGACAGGAGUAUAAGUCGUUUAGGGAACUUUUUGCCAAUCCGAUUGACACCUUUUCCCUCAUUCGUCACAUGCAGUCGGACUGGUUGAUGUGGCUAGUGUACUUGAAAAUGCCUGUUGGCCAAGAAGAAUUGGCCGUUCUGGACUCAAGGAUGCCUUUAUUGCCAAAGUACUUUGACUUUAUAGAUGCCGCUGAAGGAAUUCGAAAAAUGCAGGCCACAUACCAGAUGUUUUCCGCAGAUAUAGCCAAUGGCUUACUAGAUGGAGUGCAAUACAACUCUUCCCUAAAACCGAUCGAUUGCCUCGCAAUUGGCCUUCAUCUGAUGAAUAACUCGCGUUGGUUUGCUGCCGAGCAAUGGAUAGGUGCUAGCAUUGAAGCCUAUGAUCAGAAAAGUUCUCAGACCGAGAUGGAGUUAUUGAGGGGACCAAAAAUGGCUGACCUGUGCAGAAUACUGGGUCAAGUUCAAAUGAAGCAGAGAAAUCAUGAGGGUGCUCUUCAAGCCUAUCAGGUUGCCCUUAAGUUCUCGCCUCAUGACCCAGAAAUAUAUGAGGAGUAUCGGAUCCUGGAAAAAAGGGAUCUUACGUUGUCAGAUAUCGAACCUAUGGAGCAGGAUGAGGACAACUCCCACGAAAGAUUGGUUCUUCCGCCCUGUUGCAGUGGACGCUGUGCAGUUCCCCGAAAUCUGAGUAGUCUAUAUUGUGUAUAUAACCAUGUAACCUCCCCAUUUCUGCAACUGGCCCCUAUCAAAACGGAGAUUCUCUCGGUUGAUCCCUUCGUAGUGCUCCUCCAUGAUAUGAUCUCCCAAAAGGAGAGUACUCUCAUCAGAAAUUCGAGCAAGGAACACAUGUUGCCGUCCGCCACAACUGACCCAGAUGCAUCCGAUACCGAAACUCAAGUCGACACAUACCGCACCUCAAAGUCUGUUUGGUAUAGCAGUGACUUCAGCGAUACGACCAAGAAGAUAACCGAGCGCUUGGGAGAUGCGACUGGGCUGGACAUGAACUUUACGGAGUUCUAUCAGGUCAUCAACUAUGGGCUAGGGGGUUUCUUUGAGACGCAUUUGGACAUGUUGCUGUCGGAGAAAAACAGGUUCAAUGGAACCGGAGAUCGUAUUGCCACCACUCUGUUCUAUCUUAAUGAAGUUCGCCAGGGCGGCGGCACGUACUUCGCUCGACUAAAUCUCACGGUAUUCCCACAGCCAGGAUCGGCCCUCUUCUGGUAUAACUUGGACACGAAGGGUAACGAUCACAUGGGCUCCCUGCACACCGGCUGCCCAGUCAUCGUGGGUUCCAAAUGGGUUAUGAGCAAGUGGAUAAAUGAUAUGGGACAGGAGUUUACAAGGCCAUGUGUCGAUUCAAGUUCAAGCUCAAAAGAGGUUUUAUCAGCUGAGCGGCUUAUAAUUUGAUUUAUUUCUUCAUUUUUAUUCCAUAAU